Messenger RNA from Lethenteron reissneri (Far Eastern brook lamprey), 4460 nucleotides. RefSeq names its product twinkle mtDNA helicase (gene TWNK). Gene Ontology annotation, molecular function: ATP binding; 5'-3' DNA helicase activity; single-stranded DNA binding. Lineage: Eukaryota; Metazoa; Chordata; Hyperoartia; Petromyzontiformes; Petromyzontidae. The record is from RefSeq and is a predicted model, not a curated record. Gene Ontology annotation, cellular component: mitochondrion. Gene Ontology annotation, biological process: mitochondrial DNA replication.
CACCACCACCACGCGGCCCUCGUGCGAAUUUCAAAGCGGUUCGUGUCCCCCACCCCCCUCUGGCCCCCGUCUCUCCUUCCCGUUAUCUACAAUUCUCAUUGCAACAACGCUGAAACCUUUCACGAUUAUUGCGCCCUUCGCACUGAUAAUUACUACCGGCGGUUGCCGAAGCGGAGUCGGCGGGCGGUUUUUGCUCUACGUGGUCCUGCCACGCGAACUCGGAGGGCUGCUGCUGCUGCUGUUGGCGAGCCCUGCCUUGCGCUCGUCCCACGGGCAAGAUCUCCUCGGGUUCAAUCCACUGCUGGAUUAGUGCCCUCGCCGUCCCGCAUCGCACGUCCCACGCCACCACUACGCGGUGCAGGUCAUCUGCACCGAGAGACCAUGCUCGCAACAAUUGGAAGGUGUUCGUGCUACAAAUGGGUAAAUGUCACCCUACAGCCACGGCGUGGCACUCAUCUCAACAGAGUAUGCCUUAAUCCAUGCGCCCCAUUGAGUGGGAAAUCGGUGCAUGGCACCACUGGGCCUGGGCACGGUGGUCGUGUGCCGGCUACAGUUGCAUGCCAAUCUGCACCUUCACGUAGACGUCUGCUGCAUUUCCUCUCGAAGCCGCGUUGCUUCGAUGGACUACAAGCCGUGACCGGCAUUCGCUGCAUCACGAUUCCCGGCUUCCAAAAGUACAUCAAGGGCGGGGACGAGGAAUGGAAGCCGCCCGUAACCGCAACGGAGAUUAGACAGUACCUGCGCGCCAGUGGCAUCGAAUUCCAUGACGGCCACACCUGCCUGCUGAUGCUUAGCCCCUUCGUAGAGCGGCUGCCAGGGGCACCGGGUGGGAAGGAGAACGCUGGCCUCUACAUCAACAAGACGACCGGGCAGUUCUUUUGCAAGCACACGCUCGCCGAGGGCACGUGGGAAGACCUACAGGUUUGUCUGGAGGCCAUGCGGAAGGAAGGCCGCGUGUUUGUGAAGCCGAACGUGCUUCUGUUGGGGCUCGGAGCGGCAGCUGAAGGCGUCGAGGAGGAUGACGCGCGCUUCACGCGGGAGGAAAUAGACAGGAUCUGGCGACGAUCCAUCUUCCUGCACGAGCUGGAGGAGGAGCAGAAGCUCACGGCGAAGAGGCUGUAUGGCAUUGAGCGCCUCACGGACGCAACGCUAAAGCGCUUCUCCGUCAAGUGGCACCCGCCUACCAAAAGCCUCGUGUUUCCGUGGCUCGGACCACAGAGCAGCCUCAAAGGCCUGAAGCUGCUGACGGCUGAGUUUGACGGACAAAGCGUGACUUACAAGGAGAGUACGCUACCACGUGGUGCACGCUACUGCAACCUCUUUGGCCUGCACCUCAUUAUGCCUAAGGACUCGGAGGUGGUGCUGACGUCAAAUGAGCUGGACUGCCUGGCUGUGAGUCAGGCUACGAGCUGCCAGGCUCUCUCGCUACCUCGCGGCAUGAGCUGCCUUUCACCCACACUGUUGCCUUACCUCGAGCAGUUUCGCAAGGUGAUCCUGUGGCUGGGCAGCGACCUGAAUGCGUGGGAAACGUCCAAGGGCUUCGCACGGAAGCUGGGCCUGCGCCGCUGCUCUCUGGUGCGGCUGGGAGAGGGUCCUCGGCCUCGGCCGCUGGAGGCCCUCUCGCUGACGGGCAGCACCACACCCCGCGGCGGGACGGUCAGCGCCCUGCAGCAGGCUCUGCGUUCCUCCCUGCCAGCCGCCCACAAAGCCAUCACGGUCUUCAGGCAGCUACGGGAAGACGUGCGUGGGGAGCUCGCCAAUUCCGAGCAGGUCGCCGGUGUCAAGUGGCAGCGGUUUCCUGCGCUUAACAAGCUGUUAAAGGGACAUCGCAAGGGCGAACUGACCAUCUUCACCGGCCCAACUGGUAGCGGCAAGACGACGUUCAUCAGCGAGUAUGCCCUUGACCUGGCUUCGCAAGGCGUCAGUACGCUGUGGGGCAGCUUUGAGAUUGGAAAUGUGAGGCUGGCACGCGUCAUGCUCACACAGUAUGCCCGCCAACGACUGGAAUCAAACAUCGACAGCUACGACGAAUGGGCCGACCGUUUUGAGGACCUGCCACUCUUCUUCAUGACCUUCCAUGGCCAGCAGAACAUCAAGACUGUGCUGGACACGAUGCAGCAUGCCGUGUACAUGUAUGACAUCUCCCACGUGGUCAUAGAUAACCUUCAGUUCAUGAUGGGUCUACAGAACCCCAGCAUGGACAGGUUCACUAUGCAGGACUUUGUAGUGGGGGCAUUCCGCAAGUUCGCCACAGUGAACAUGUGCCACGUGACCCUGGUGAUUCACCCCCGCAAGGAGGAUUUCGACAGGGAGCUGCAGACAGCCUCCAUCUUCGGCACGGCAAAGGCCAGCCAAGAGGCGGACAAUGUGCUGAUACUGCAGGACCGCCGGCUGAGUGCAACACAUGGCAAGAAGUACCUACAGUUGGCCAAGAAUCGCUUUGAUGGCGACCUGGGCUCAAUCCCGCUAGAAUUUGACAAGGCCUCCCUGACAUUCUCGGCCACCAAGACGCGCGGGAAAGUGGCUCGCAAGUCACGUCAGGGAGCCGACAGUAUCACGGAAGAGGUGCUCCAGACAUAUGAAGACAGCAUCCUGGAUUAUGACAAGUGAAUAUCUUAGUCCAAGAUAGAUACAUUACACCUGUCAGCCCUGCUUGUUGGCCUCCCCCAUGCUGUAUCAGUCAUGUGGGUUCUUUGACCAUAUUUCACUGCUCAUCAAUACGGGUUGGUGAGGGUAGUGGGGAACGAUGGGAUCUAGGACUGCUUCAGAUAUUGUUCACCAUUUACGUUUGCCGUAUCUGGAAAUCGAACAAGGUCACUGGGUUGAUAGCAGUGUGCUCGCCACUGCACAUGGCUGUGCCCCACCCCUCUUUGAGUUGAAGGAUAGGCAUUUGGCUGUUAUGAUGACUUGUUUAUGGUUUCCUGCAGUCAGUAGUUGCAAAACUAUUGACUAAAACUGUAUAGUAAUACUGAAAUGGGCACUGAAGUAUGAUGACACUUAAUUUCACAUAGAAACCAAGAUAAUUUUGAGUUAUUUUGAUUUUCAUGUCGAUUUUUAUACAUCUGGUCACAGAGUAUUGAAAUGCUAGGAGUACAGUAAUAACAUAGAUGACACAUUUUCACCUGAUGCAUGUGUAAAUAUGUCCAAGCACCAAUGUGGCAGACUUGAAGGUAAUUGGAUUCUGUCCUGGUAAUGUAAGACCCAUUUAAAAAAAAAUUCCCUUUAUUUAUCAAUGUUAGCGAGAACAGUGAAUUGUUUUGAGCUAUAUUUAUAUAUAAACCAUGUUUUGUAGCAUUGAGCUCGUGUCAGGAUUACAGUGGUGCAGAGGUUUUAAGUGUUAUGCAUCAAGAGUGCAUUAGUUUCGUAAGUCACUGGAUAUGAAGUAGUGGAGAGCAGAGCUGUUGGGUUUCUAUAUCUCUUCUAACUACUACCGAGCCUCAAUAGCGAUAACAUUUCACUGUGACUGAGGCACUUAUAGUAUGAGACUGAGAUGGCUGGUUUAUAAAGUGUGUGGCGUGUAGCUUUCGUGUGAUCUUCGUGAUAUUUUAUAUACAGAUGUUUAAUUGAUCCAAUGUGCAUACACAAUUCACAUUCAGGAUGUUUGGGGGGUGCAAUCCAGUUAUGACUUCGAUCAGCAGCAGAGCUCCAACCUGUGACAGCCCACUUGAUCAAUGUAAGCAUCUCUUCUGCGAUGAAUAUAGUUUACACGCCGAGCUAGCCAAUGUUUUGUUCCCACUGUUACCUUAGAAUGCAUGUCAUUGCCAUGAGUGCAUCACAAUGGAGAUUAAUUGCUGUACUGCAAUUAUCAUUUCAUGGCAAAAAAUGAGAUUUUUACUUAAUUGUGUUGACAUUAAAUAUUUUCAUGAAGCUUUGUAAUGUUCGUAAUAUUGCGGUAUUUGUAAUGGGACACCCAUUUCAUACUUUUGUGUAUUCAAGAUUCAAUAUUUAUUCCAUGACUAGUGUCCUUAUGAUGUUGUCUUGUGCUGCACAGUCGGUUUAGCAGCACGGUACAAGACUAUAGCACAUUCCUGCAGAGGGAGCUGGUAGGAACGUUGGGUUGCUCGGUCAAUGGCCAGGGUCAACGGCGGCGUGGUGUAUUCCGCAAAUAUGCCCGACUGUGAGGGCGGGCACAAGCCGGCGUGAGUAGGUGAAACGUUGAGUUUUAUAAGGGCACCACGGGGUGACCAGCCCCACCCCACCCCUCCCACGCAGGUAUUGUGGUCAAUGCAAAUAUGACUCCUUGUAAAAAAAGGUGUCAGUUUUGUUGCCAGAUAAAAGUGUAAAAAACCUGUAGGACCUUCACAAGGGAGAAACACAAGACACGUGUUUUCUUUGUCCCGUAUUGAAACGGCUGUACGCCGUAUGGACCUGAAAACUAAAUUUCCCUGUACAAGAAUACGGGUUGACACGGUGUGUAGAUGCACUUGCUGCAUUUCCCUACAGCACUGCCUGCAGUCGGG